GAUCAGAGCUGUCACUUGAUUAAUUUCUCUCAAGUAUGUCCCUCUCUCUCCUUUUCUUUCUCUAUGUUUCCGGCAGGUGUUUAAGAGUGUUAUCUCCAUGCGAAAAAGCUCUUUGAACGAGGAUAUUGAGCUGGUGUUUGGAAGCAAUGAGUGCGGGAUGACCAGCUGGUUGCGAGGGUCACCCCUGCGCACGUCGCUGGGCCGGCGUCGUGCUCCGUCCCCUCUUCACGAUGUUGACCCUGCGGCUGCGUUCCACUCAUUCAUUAAACACUGGCAGCAAACAUGUGAAAUCAUUUCCAGGACCCAGUUGAGGGGACAGGCAUGUGCUGAUGAUGUUACUGCUGUCAUCAACCACCUUGCGCAGAUGGUCACACUUCUGCUGGUGGACUUAAGGCAGAUAAUGGCUCACAACACACGUACUCAGAAUGGUAUUGGUCAGAAAAAUAAUGGCAACGAAGUGAAAAAUACUUGUCCUUCUGAAGGUAACAAAGACUCCAACAGCCAACAUGCAUCUUUGCCAGCAGAAAAUCCUCCUCAUACUCCAAUCUUUGACCACUUCCUGGGAGAAGAAAUUCUUGACAAAGUUCUCACUUGGAGCCUCAAUACUGGGGAAUUUGUGAAUGCCCUCAAGUUGGAACAAUUAAAGGUUCAUGAGCAAUUACUCAGCCACUCAAGGCAAGAAAUACUUGUGUACAAGCCCAUCAUCCGUCCAUUGCUCCGACUUUUGGCUGCGUGUGGAGGUUGUGUCCCAGUUGAAGUGGAGAAACGUUUGGUUGUGCUUCUGAAUCAGCUGUGUGUCUCACUUAUGCAUAAUCAUCAGCUUCUUGAUUUCUUUUUCCAGUUCUCCAAUGAUCAAGGACCUACCAAGUUCAUGAUUUUCUCACUAUUGCUGCCAUUUGUUCAUCGAGAAGGAGGCAUUGGGCAGCAGGCGAGAGAUGCUCUACUUCUCUGUAUGGCUCUCUCUGCUUCACAUACCUCUGUGGGCCAAUAUAUUGCACAGCAUUCAAAUUUUUGUCCUGUUUUAGCAGCUGGGCUCAGUGGCCUCUAUUCUAUGUUACCACGCACUUUGACUAUUGAGUCAGAUGGUUGGCAUCGCCUAAGUCCAGAGGACAUAAGUGAUAUUUCUCAAUUACAGUUGUUCCUGAAUUCUCUAGAAUUUUGCAAUGCAGUUGUACAGGUUGCUCAUCCAUUAGUAAGGGUACAGUUAGUGGAAUUCUUGUAUCAAGGAUUCCUUGUUCCUGUGUUGGGGCCUGCACUACACCAGGGUGGCGCAGUCAAUGGGGAUAUCAGCGCUCACAACUCUCCUGUUUUUCUGUCUGUGGUUGGUGAAGUUGUUGCAGCCACUGCUUAUGUAGAGCUGUGUUUACGAACAGUAACCGAGCCAGAGCUGAGGAGGGCUUUCCUGGCCUUCCUCCUCACUUCUCCCAACAAUCCAGCCUUGGAACCUCCAAUCAUAACUAUACUCAUUUCAAGAUUACACUCGCCAAAUACACAACUGUGCCUGGUUACUCUUAGUCUGUUUUGGACUUUGGUGGAACUGAACUGUGAAGACUUAAUGAUAGCACUCGUUUUCCAAUACCUUACUCCUUGCACACAUGUUAUGCUGUCACAGAGGUCACGCCUUACACAGCCCCCACAUCCUGGAGGCCAUGCAUCGCAACUCAUGCCUACUGUAUGGUCACUUGGACACAGAGGUCCAUACACAGGCACGCCUGAGCCAUGCAAUCGCAUAUGUUAUUUAUAUUUUCCUCAUUAUGUCUUACAGGUUGAAACCCAACCGAAGAAACCAGAGAGUGGAGACUCCUCUCAAACACCGCAAACAUCACUAUCACCUCAGCCAUCACCAACGACUUUAACUGUGCCACAACAUCAUCGAUCACUCUCUAACACAUCAUCUUGCUCAUCAGAAAGUGACUCCGUCUUUGAACAACAGACCCCAUAUUCUGACUACCUACAAGAUGCUCGUUCAAGAAUAGAAGCAGGGACUAUUGCCUGUAGCUGUUGGGUUUGGAGGUAUGAUGGUCUUAGUCCCACUCCAACUCAAGCUAUGGAGAUGUUGGAUGCAGCACGCACUAACCCACCUGUAUUAUAUUCUAAGCCACGUGCCCACUCUGAUCCAGUACCAGUUCAUUCUUCAGACUUGCCACAAGCAGAGGCCAAAGUUCGAAGUGUAAGUCUACCCUCAGCUAUGGGCAGUAGAGAGAAAGGGGAUAGUAAUGAAACGAGACCAGUGGUUAACGGUAUAUGUGAUAAUCAUAACAAUGAUGUAAGAGGGGCACAGCAUGCAGCUGCAGCAGCAAGAGGUGUUGAGAGAGCUGCUGGGGCUGGAGGGGAAGAGGAGAACCUGGACUCUCUUGGUGAAAGCAGUGGAUAUGAAAGCUUCAACAUUAGGGCAUCUCGAGACUCCUCCCCUGCCCAUAGUUCCCAUGGCUCUCCUAGGAAUCGUGUAGUCCACCAUGAGUCACCAAGUUUAGAAGAAGCCUCCUCUCAAGGCUCACCAGGAGACAGAGGACCAAGGGAAAGAAAAGGGUCAGUCUUGAGCUCAGAGGAAGAUCAGGAAUUCAUGGAUACAUUGCAGAGGUCAUCAACUCCCACUGAAAUGACAGGGCUAGAAGAAACACUGUGUGAAAUUGAGCAAGCAUUCACUGCAUUUAAGAUAUUUGACGUGAGCUCCUCAACAUCAUAUAACAAAGUAAGUAUUUUCUCUGUUAAAUUUAUUUGUUGUGCUGGCACAGCAGGUCACAAGCGACACGCUGCAAGAUGUGCAGUGCUUAUGCGAGAUUGGCUGCUUGAACUGUCGGCUCUUGCUCAAGAGCACACUGUGGCUGUGCCAAGUAUUGAAUUUAGAUUUCCUUCUAGUUGACAAUGACCUCUUUAUGCUUGGUGCUUCAUUGCUCUUUAUUAAUGAUUAUGAGCACAUUACUAUCAAUAUAUUGUAAAGUGAUGCAUAAGGUAGUCACUUUUUUGUAAUAUUUCAUUAUAUCAAAUCAAAUACAACUUGAGCAAGCAUGGCAAGUCAGCUUUUGAUAUAUCACCCCUAAUUUUUUAGAGAACAUGUCCAUAAAUGAAUGUUUGUAAUUUUAAUUACUUUGGCAUACUAAUUAUGGAAUAUUUCUAAUCUAUGCAAAUGAUCUAGCAGUGUAAUUUUUUUCAGUUUUUAAAUCACAGUUGUCAAAGAGAGCCAUAUAAGAUUUAUGCAGUAAGUGAGUGCUUCUUGAGCUUCUUUUAUGAUAUGUUGAUAUUAUGUGUGUUCUUAGUAUUUGACAGGAAAGGUUGAAAAGUUAGUGCUUAGUUUUUGCCAGUGAAUAAUUUUGAAAAGAAUACCGUUCAAUUGCAAACAACUCAUAUGCAAAAGCAGACUUUUGACUCAUUACUCUCCAAAGACAGUAGUUUUAUUGGCAAAAUAACUUACUUUUGUGUACAUAUUUAUACAUACAUAUAUAUAUAUAUCUAUAUUUUAUGGCGAAUGAAAGGCUAUGAUAGCCAUUGUUGUCAUAUCACUGGAAUACUGCAUUACACCGGGACCUAAAGAUUGUUGUGAAAGUGUUUAUUCAUGUUCAAAACACCAAAGAGAAAACAGUCAUAAUAUACUCCCUGCACUGACUCAUGAUGAACACAACAAUCUGUGUGUUUCAAGGCAUUUCAUGGAAAGAGUAAAAGACAGUCAGCAACUAUUUUUCUCUCUCUCAAUCUCUCUCUUUUAUCAUUUAUCAUUUUCUUUUUUACAUGAAGAGCAAUGGUUUAGGUGACAUUGCAGUUUAGAAAUUUAUUUUUGUCUUUUCUCUUGUGUUAGUAAGUCAGCCCAUCUGAUAUGAUUUUGUCUCAUUUUGUGUGUUUUAUGCCAUGUUUAAAACAUCCCAGUUAAUUCUCCCUUCCUUUCUGUGUAUGUGAACUUCCUCCCGUCCAGUACACAUUAGUUAUUGAGUGGCAAUAAAACCACCUUUAGAUGCUUUGUUACGUGUUGGUUUUAUAUGUGGUUAAACAGGAUGUUAUUUUUAUUUCUGAUUAAUAUAUUUCCUAAAAUUUAUCUUGUUUUAAAUAUAUAUACAUAUAUGUUUCAUAUUUUUGUUUUGUUUUAUUUUUGAUCCAUUGAAAUAUUGGAUUGUACUCUCAAACUUCAUCGAGCAUCAUAUAUAUCAAUUUUCAGAUUUGCAGGCCUCUGUAGAGCAACUGCUAAAAGAACAAAUGAACUCUUCAUAAUGGUUUAUUUUGAUAUGCAGCAUAAUUAUAUGUAUGGGUAGUUUUCAUUGUUAGGUGUCAAUAAUAGCAAUUUAUUUGAAGUUUGAGGGAAAAUCCUCUUGUGAUAUUUUUAUUUUUUGAGUAUUGUAAAUUUACGGAUUGUUCUCUUAAACUUUUAACCAGUGUGGCAAAUUAUGUUUGCUGUGGAAUUUUUCCACGGAAAAUUUAAAGUUUUAUGAUAAAUAAAGUCACAAUAUUACUAAAACAAAGUGUUUAAUUGUAGCUGUAUUUUGUUAACUAAUAUUCGGCAACAAAAAUUAUUUGUUAUAUGUUCUGGUGUUACAUUAGAACCCCAAAGUGUGAUCUCAUCCAGGUUCUUGAAGUUAUAUUAUGUCAUUCAUCAGAUAGGAGCUAUGUGAAAGAUGUGGGUGGUUUGUAUCUUUUGUAAUUUGGAAGUUCCAAAAUAUUGUCCAGUUUUAAAUUCUAACAGCAUUAACAUUUUGUUUGGGAGCAGUGGUUGUAAAAUAUCUUAAUCUUAUAAUGCUAGGAAUCAACCCUUUUAAAACAUGUAUAUUUGAAAAUCAUUGCCACAUUGGAUGAAAUUUGAUGUAGUAUGAUUCUCUUGAAUAUAUUGCUACCCUUUUAGAAAAUUAAACUGGAUUCUCUGACAUGUAUGUAGAGUACAGUAUGUGAUUUAUGCAAUUAAAUAUAUUCUUGGCA
Penaeus vannamei (Pacific white shrimp) is the source of this 4899-nucleotide messenger RNA. The record is from RefSeq and is a predicted model, not a curated record. NCBI's taxonomy places the organism in Eukaryota, Metazoa, Arthropoda, Malacostraca, Decapoda, Penaeidae.